Acomys russatus (golden spiny mouse) is the source of this 234-nucleotide messenger RNA. RefSeq names its product RNA polymerase II, I and III subunit K (gene Polr2k). The transcript is spliced from 2 exons. Gene Ontology annotation, biological process: DNA-templated transcription. Bases 1 to 234 code for a protein of 77 amino acids. Gene Ontology annotation, cellular component: RNA polymerase III complex; RNA polymerase II, core complex; RNA polymerase I complex. The record is from RefSeq and is a predicted model, not a curated record. Gene Ontology annotation, molecular function: DNA-directed RNA polymerase activity; zinc ion binding; DNA binding. Lineage: Eukaryota; Metazoa; Chordata; Mammalia; Rodentia; Muridae.
AUGGACACCCAGAAAGACGUUCAACCCCCGAAGCAGCAGCCAAUGAUAUAUAUUUGUGGAGACUGUCACACCGAAAAUGAAAUAAAAUCCAGGGAUCCAAUCAGAUGCAGAGAGUGUGGAUACAGAAUAAUGUACAAGAAAAGGACUAAGAGACGUAUCCUUCUAGCUACGCGCUCGCGCUCUGAAGGCGAACAGGAGGAGCUAGUGCUUGGGUUGAUAAAGACUAAGUUCUGA